Auanema sp. JU1783 is the source of this 516-nucleotide messenger RNA. The record is from the annotation of a GenBank genome assembly. NCBI's taxonomy places the organism in Eukaryota, Metazoa, Nematoda, Chromadorea, Rhabditida, Rhabditidae.
AUGCGUCUCGCAUUGAGACUACUCGGAGCUGCUAACCAGAAUGUGAAGAAUCCCAGACUAUGGCAAGAUCCUGUCUUAGGAUAUUUCGAAACUCACGGAAAAACUGAGUUUGUUGCGGGACAAGAAUACAACCUCACAGAUUCAGAGAAGAAAGCUGUUUUGUGGCGUUACAGAGUGAAGGAAAUUCUUAAAAAAGAAUACUUACGUCGCGAAUAUGACCCUGCCAAUUUCAAAUACAAAGAGGGUGUUGUUAUGGAUCCAGCUAUGUUCAGAUGGUAUUCUGCUGACAUGACGCAAGCAGAGUUCUUCCGUUUCACACCGAAAUCUGUUCUUCUAUACGUGGGCUCUGUUCUGGUUGCAUUUUAUGUGUACACCCGCCUCAUGUUCAUUUCUGGGGAUAAAUCUAACGAAGCUUGCUUGGAUGGAGAAGUGUUAUGGUGGGAUAGACAGCAAGGACGUACGCUCAUGACUGCAGGAUCUGGACAUUUUGCUCCUACAAUUGGAAUAGACUUCUAA